Camelina sativa (false flax) is the source of this 1034-nucleotide messenger RNA. RefSeq lists its product as uncharacterized. The record is from RefSeq and is a predicted model, not a curated record. Lineage: Eukaryota; Viridiplantae; Streptophyta; Magnoliopsida; Brassicales; Brassicaceae.
AAAGGAAAGAAGAAGAAAGUAAAGGCUUGUUUGGAAAAUGACACAAUAGACGACUCUCUCGUUGCAUUGAAUUUGAGUGAACCCCACACUCUCUCCCAACGGCCAUCUCUUUCUAUCCAUCCCUUCUUCACAAACUCUUUCAUCCAUAUCUCCGCCAUUAAUUAAAGAGCACCCUCAAAGCUUCGAAGCACUCCAACGUUUUAGUUAGGAAGAGAAAAAAUGUCAAACAUUUCCCCAAUAUUCCCCAUCCCCGAUUCUCAACAUUUCAGCGACUAUGGUUUCGAUCCUCAACUCCACUACUUUCAGGUUAUGGAAGAAGCGAGGAAGCAUAAGAGAGAAACGUCGGCAAAGUCUUCCAUAAACGGUCUUCAAUUCAAGAUCCAAAAACCCAUUUCGAAAGAUGACCCGACCCGAUCCACAAUGCACAUCAACAAGAGGAAGAAACGAUGCUGGUGGAAAAAAGCUCUCCCUUUCUUCAAAUGGCGGAAAUCGCCAAUCUCCACCUUGAACGAAGACCGUAGUAGUAGUAGUAGAGCUAGGAAUUUUCGCAGCGUAACCGGGUCGAUGUCUGGUCCGAUUUACGCAACGGAGAGUCUGAGCGGGUCGAGCACACCGUACCGUACGACGACGACGACAAACAGACAUUCGUCAGGACCUAUAGCGGGAACAUUAACGCCGGCGAGGGCGAUCCCAUAUAUGAAUUUACGAGAGCUUAACAUGGAGCAGCCACAGAGGAUUUCUAUCUGCUCUUCCCCCAUUUACUUGGUCACGUAAAAAAGUUGUUACUUUGUGCUUUUAAUAUCUUUUGUUUUACAAACUGGUGAAAGCUGCAAAGUUUCAUCUUUUAUCUAUUUUUUUAAAAAAUCAUCUCUCUCACGUGAAUCAAUGUAUGGAUUAUAUAGAUUUAUUGCCUACUUGUUUGUAUGCUUUGUAAUUUUCAAAUCGUGAUGGUGGAAAGUGACUGGAGCCGGUAAGGGUGGAUAUUCUUUUGUCUUGUACGACUCCUUUUAAAAAGUAAUUAAAAGCAUUGGAAA